This is a messenger RNA of Acanthoscelides obtectus, 3558 nucleotides long. The record is from the annotation of a GenBank genome assembly. Lineage: Eukaryota; Metazoa; Arthropoda; Insecta; Coleoptera; Chrysomelidae.
CAGCGAUUGACAACCGCGAUAAUUGGCAGCUGUCACUGAUAAUUCAACUUCUUCAAGAUGAAAAGCGGAAUGAAAUUUUAACACGUAAACCGACAUUAAUUCCACAAAAUAGGAAAAAGUAAAGGACUAGAAUCGACAUCGCACCAAACCAACAGACCGGUACCUUUUUCUGGGCAGUUGAAAGUGGUCAAAUGUUCUCUCUAGCGUGCGGUCUGCGAAGGAAUGUCGUCGAUGCACCCGCAGUCGCAGCAAGCCGUGGCAAUGGACGUUGAUAGCCCCAGUGGCGGAGGCGCUGCUAGUAGCGCAGGGGGCGGUGCUGGAAGUGGCGGUGGGGCCCCCGGCACGCUCAAACGGUGCUCCAGUGCCCCUAUGAUCAAUGAAGCCAAUGCUGCUAUGACCACUAGCAAUGGGUCCUCCACCAGCAGGGACCAACCAACAUAUGGUAGCCUGUUUGGAACACCAAAUAAUAGAACUAGAAGAUUCAGUGCCAGUUUCAGUCCAGUCCCUGGAUCCCCAAUAUCAGGGCCAAGGCUGACACCCCGCAUAAAUCAACUAAGACAGGAAGAACACGAAGGUAUCAGCAAUACCCGGGAACUCGCCCACGAGAGGGAAAUACAUCAUGCCAUGCAGAUAUCCCAAUCCUGGGAGGACUUGAGCCUUAUGAAUGACAACAGUAGCAACAGUAGCUGUGAUUGGAAACCAUUGAACAAAACUACCCCUCUGCAGAUAUCACUACCAUCUUCAUAUGGCAGUGCUUUCAUGUGCAAUUCGCCAUCGCCUACGCGUACAGGCUUCCAAAGUCCCACAAGGUCCCGAACCAUCAUUAGACGAAGUGCUAGUCCUGUUCUAAGGCCUAGCCCACUUGGCGUGAAACGAAAACUAGAUGAAGACAGGUCAGAAUUCUGUGCAGGUCCCCGUGCCAAACGCGUGUACAGCUACUCCGGCGGUUGCGUCUCGUCCCUCUCCUCAUACCGCGGUUUGGGCGGUCUCCUCACGACUACAGGGGGCGGAGCCUCUUCCGGAGCCCCGCCCCUCCCACCAGGCUCUUUGAGCUCAGCCGGCACGCCCGAAUCGGUCUCGAGCGCAGGCGGCGAAUCGCCAAGGUCGUUCACGCGCACUGGCGCCGCUCUGCAAAGCGCAGGCGGUGUGGCUUCGGGAGACGCGCCUUCGCCAAGCGGUGCCGGAGACCCACAAAUGCACCAUCAGAUGCAUCAGCUGCAGAUGCACAAGGAGGAUCACGAAAUGGCGGAUAGCAUCGCUUAAGGGAACGAUCAGGGUUAAUGUGUGUUGUAAGUGAAUCGCCGAGGUCUUUCGGGCAAUAGCACCGCCCACCAAAGCCAGGGGGCGUUUCUUUGAGACACGCCCUCUACCUAGUUGGAAUGGCGGAUAGGAUGUUGAGAGAGAUGAACAGGGUUUAAGUAGUGUUAUAGAUGAUGAAUUAUUCGCAAAGAGAAAUGUGUAAGCGAAUGAUCUGGCGGAUGUAAUGGAGAAAUGUGUGGAAGACAAUUUUCAGCAGCGUGAUAAACUUGCAUAAAAUACGUGGUAAUUGAAGGCUCCAAUUCAACCGGUUAUAUCUGAAGCGACAUCGAAAAACAAGAUCAUAUAAGUAUGUAGAAUGAUUCGAUCAUGACAUACUAUGUUCUGUAUUCCUUAUUUAAUAAGACAGUAUUUUGUUUUCCCAAUUGGCCGUCUUAAAAUUUUAAACUAUGAGGAUCCUCGACAUAGUUAAAAAUCGGACAUAACCGGUUCUUACAUAGGAGUCUUCAGUUAUGUGAGCUAAAAGCCACUUUUUCUAAGAUAUACUUGUCAUUAUCGAAUAUAAUAUAUAUCGCAAUAUGUCACGAAUAUGCAGUUUAUAUUCUCGAAAGUACGAGUUAAGUGACAAUAUUAUUUACAUUUCAUAAGAACGGUAUCCGAUUUUCAAUGAUUUAGAUAUACGACAAUCGCUGUUCUUAUUGUUUUAUCUUAGUUUCAACUUGCAGUUGUGCAAUACUAAUGAACACUUUUGUAAAAAGACUAAUACUAUCUUUUCUUACCCAAAGAGUAUAUUGAAGUAGGGAUUGAAUCUAGAUUGUUCAGUACUUUAAUUUUGCAUAGAAUUUUUUCUAACAAAAUCAGGAGUUAAUCACAGAUCCUCCCUUAAUAACUGUUUUUUAUCUCAUUAUAAGAAAAUUGUACUAUUUUUUUUGCUGUUGAAUGAAGGAUAGCUAGUAUUGUAUAGAAUGUGCCAAUAUGUUUGUCAUUUUUCCUCACGUGCGUGUACCAUUUUUUUAUUUAAAUAAGAUAAUUACCAGUUAUUUUUAGAAAUACCUAAAUAUAUAAAUCUCUAGUCCCUAGUUUUAAACAUUAGCUAUUUUAACAUAUUGAAAAUUCAAGGUGCUAAAAAGAGGUGGGUGAAUUUUUUUGGAUAUAUUAUCCUGCAAGCGCCUGAGGGUGCCGUAUUGUCAGUCGUUCCUACAAUUAUAGGAGGCCUUUGGCCUCCUUGAUUUUCAUAGUUUUUCCUCUCCUUCAGAAAGGCAGGGGUAUUUCUAAAUUUCUACUGUUGUCGGCGCUCUAUUUUGAAGUUAUAUUUUCUGAUAAAAACUUGAUUUUUAUCAUCUGUAUUAUCAGCCUGAAAUUUCUUAAGAUUAAAAAAGAAAAAUAACCUCACAAUAGGAGAGCGCUGAAGGAGAGAAAAGGCUAUGAAAGUCAAAGAAGCCAUACACGCGUCCUAUAAUUGAAGGAAUGACUGACGAUAAGGCCCUAAGGCAUGGAACGUUCAACUCUCGAAUGUAGUAAUAUUGCGACUCAGAAUAUAAGGAAUAGUGGAUUAACCAUCCCAUAAUUAGAUAAUACAGAAUUUUAGAUUCUGCAUAAAUCUAUAUUUAUUAAAAAUUAAACUUCACAGAUCCUCGGAUUUUGACACGUACCGUAUACUUUUUGGUGCAAACUACCGUAAAAAGAUUUUCUUUCAUGUAUAUGUACAUUUUGUGAAUAAUCUAAUUGAAAAAUCUUGUACACUAGAACUUGUUGAGUUUUUUUAUAUGAAGAUUGACUGAUAUGGUUUGAAGUUAUGUAGUUGUCUGAGUUAUGUCAUAGGUACUCCAAUAAAAUUGUUGAGAAAUCAGCCUUCUAUGGUAUUUUUUGUUUGGAACACGCGACUUUGUACGAGGCCACCAUUUUUUGACUUCAGGGUUCUGGGUGACCAGUUUGGUUUUUGAUUUGCUACAAUCUUUUCCAGGCGAUUAUAUUGAAUAACCUUGUGAAUGUAUUGACAAGUUUUGAUCUCUCUAGAUGGUUAGAUUGAUAGCUAAAAUUUACAGCGAGUUUCUAAGUUGAUGAUUAUAUGACGUUGAUAAAUUAAGGAAACGUCAGUAAUGUAACUCCGUCAAUAUGACAUUACCUUUGUUAGCAAUGACUUUGAAUACGUUUUGUUUUUGUCUAUGACAGAGAAAGAGUUUUAAUAGGUGUUUUUGUACAUAUAGCUACUGAAUUAAAAAAUAUCACAUUUUUGUGUAAUAUACAAUGACAUUAAUAAUUAGAACAUGUCGAUUUAUUUAUCUUGAUACUAAUAAUAAU